Molecule: messenger RNA, 1103 nt
Organism: Callorhinchus milii (elephant shark)
Lineage: Eukaryota; Metazoa; Chordata; Chondrichthyes; Chimaeriformes; Callorhinchidae
Product: acetylserotonin O-methyltransferase
Molecular function (GO): O-methyltransferase activity
Source: RefSeq, a predicted model, not a curated record
AUGUCCACUGAAGAGACUGAAUAUCCUCAGAGGAUUCUGCAGUACAUGGAAGGCUUUCUGGUGUCUAAGACCAUGUUUGCGGCCUGUGAGCUGGGAGUGUUUGACCUGCUGCUAGAGGCAGGAUGUCCUCUCUCUUCCAAGGCCAUCGCUAAGCAGCUGGGAGCCAGCACUGACGGUAUAGACCGGCUCCUCACUGCUUGUGUGGGACUUCAGCUCCUGCAAGUGGAGAGACACCAACAGGGGGAAGGUACAGUCUUGUACGGCAACACUGGAAUCUCCAAGAUCUACCUGACCAAAUCCAGCCCCAAAACACUCUAUCUCAUACAAUAUGAGUCGCAAACCAUCUACCGUUGCUGGUUCUACCUGACUGACGCCAUCAGGGAAGGGAAAAACCAGUAUAAAAGGGCGUUCGGUGUGUCUGCGGAAGAGAUCUUCGAUGCCCUCUAUAGGUCGGACGAGGAGAUGAUGAAGUUUAUGCAGCUGAUGAAUUCUGUCUGGAACGUUUGUGGGACAGACGUGGUGACGGCCUUCGACCUUUCCGGUUUUACCACCAUCUUUGAUCUCGGAGGAUGUACUGGUGCCAUUGCCAAAGAGUGCUUGUCCGCCUACUCACAGGCAAGAGUAACCAUCUACGACCUGCCUAAAGUGGUCAAAAUGGCAAAAGAACAUUUUGUGGCUCAGGAGGAAACGAGAAUUUCAUUCCAUGAAGGUGAUUUCUUCAACGAUCCCAUACCCAAUGCCGAUCUGUACAUCCUGGCCAGAGUCAUCCAUGACUGGACUGAGGAGAAAUGUGUGCAACUGCUCACCAGAGUCAACAAAGCAGGGAGACCAGGCAGUGGAGUGUUGCUGAUCGAAGCUCUACUGAAUGAGGACAGGAGUGGACCCCUGAGCACACAGCUCUACUCUCUCAACAUGCUGGUCCAGACCGAGGGGAGGGAGAGGACAGCCAUUGAGUACACCGCGCUGCUGGAGGGAGCCGGCUACAGAGACGUGCAAGUCAGGCGGACAGGGAAGCUGUACGAUGCCAUCUUGGGCAGGAAGUGAAGGCGGAUGGACAGAGGGACAGACAGAAGAACGACGCUUAGUUUCCUGUCACCAAACUG